Cynoglossus semilaevis (tongue sole) is the source of this 6302-nucleotide messenger RNA. It is a transcript of the gene kdm5ba, whose product is annotated as lysine demethylase 5Ba. Gene Ontology annotation, molecular function: histone H3K4me/H3K4me2/H3K4me3 demethylase activity; DNA binding. Bases 881 to 5320 code for a protein of 1479 amino acids. Lineage: Eukaryota; Metazoa; Chordata; Actinopteri; Pleuronectiformes; Cynoglossidae. The transcript is spliced from 27 exons. The record is from RefSeq and is a predicted model, not a curated record. Gene Ontology annotation, biological process: regulation of DNA-templated transcription; chromatin remodeling. Gene Ontology annotation, cellular component: nucleus; chromatin.
GUGCUUAACUAUACACUCAAACACAGGGAUUUGGUAAAUGAUAGGAAUCACUGAGAAAAAAAUGUUUAUUGUGAAAACAGAAACAAGCCGAUUGUAUCACCAUGUGACUAUAGUCUUAACCAACCAACGAGCUCCUCUAGACCAUUUAAAAAGGAAGUACCGGUCAGCGCGUAGAGAUCUUUUGCGUGCGUUUGUUUGCUAAACCUGUUCGGCCGUCCCACGUUUCCUUCAUUUUAGUACAACCGGGCGGUGUAUGUAGUCGUGCUCCAUCUCAGGGUUGUUUAAACCAAACGUUUGUAGACGUAUGUUUCAAAGGGUGGGACGAUUCAAACUCACCCAAAGAGGCUUAUAAGCUCAUGAAAAAACCACGGAACCAAUAAUAAAUACAACAAAUUAUAUGCACUUAAAGGGGACUACACGCAAAGAAAGUGUAAAAGUACACAAAUGUUUAGUUUCACGCCCACGAAUGUGAUAUUUAUUAACUGUUAUCAGACGUUGGACGACGCAAAAACAACAUUUGAAAGUGCACCACAGCUGUGGUCAGUUUUGCCAAAUUAGAUCAAUUAAACAAACAAUGCAUCAAUAGUUAUCGAUGGGAAGAUUGUGUAUACUUUACAUCCGAUAAGGCCACAUUCCGGGUUGGGGCAAAGUGUGGGCUAAGCUCAUUUUUAGGUCGGUCUACUUUUUGAUGCGGAGGAGUACGGUAUCUGGCUGUCACCCUCUCGUCUGCCAACAACUAGAUAAUUCGUCUUUGAGUUCAAUGAAGUGGAGAGUGGACAGGAACUGAACAGAAACACAAAACUCCAAAUCGGAAAGCUACUCUUAUUCGACAGUUGUCGGGAAAACAGCAAAACGACAGUCGUUGGAUAAAGAUGCAACGAUGAGCCAACCGCAGCUAAAUGAGUUCAUUCCUCCUCCGGAGUGUCCUGUUUUUGAGCCCAGCUGGGAAGAAUUCGCCGACCCUUUUGCGUACAUCAACAAAAUACGAGUCAUUGCGGAAAAAACUGGUAUCUGCAAGAUUCGCCCUCCACCUGAUUGGCAGCCGCCAUUUGCCUGUGAUGUGGAAAGAUUGAAGUUCACACCACGGAUACAGCGUCUUAAUGAGCUAGAGGCCCAGACCAGAGUUAAACUAAAUUUCUUAGAUAAAAUAGCAAAAUUCUGGGAGCUUCAGGGAUGCACUCUAAAAAUCCCUCAUGUGGAAAGAAAGAUUCUGGACCUGUACCAGCUAAAUAAGCUGGUGAAUAAAGAGGGAGGGUUCGAUGCUGUUUGCAGAGAGCGACGGUGGACGAAGAUAUCUGUCAAGAUGGGCUUCGCUCCAGGCAAAGCAAUUGGCUCUCAUCUGCGUGCACACUAUGAGAGAAUCCUGUACCCUUUUAACUUGUUCCAGAUUGGAGCCAAUCUGCCCAAGGCUACCUUGACCAAUGACACUAAAGAUAAGGAGUACACCCCUCAUGACCUGCCGCAGCGUCAGUCAGUCCAGCCCAAGGAGACCUGCAGUAUUGCUCGCCGUGCCAAACGAAUGAGAUCUGAAAGAGGUUAUUUUAAAACUGAACCAGGAGAAGAAUGUGAGAAGCGUCCCAAUCUCAGGAGGAGGAUGGGAACAUGUGUUGCCAAAUCUGAGCCUGUGAGAAUGUCGGUCACAAUAAAACAAGAACCCCCCGAUUACACGGAUUCACCAGACUUUGAAGAAACUGUAAUAAAUAAGAAUAAGGUGGAACACUACAUGUGCUUAGUCUGUGCUGGUGGAAGUGAUGAGGAUCGUCUGCUGUUGUGUGACGGCUGUGAUGACAGUUACCACACCUACUGUCUGAUUCCUCCCCUUCACGAUGUUCCCAAAGGUGACUGGAGAUGUCCCAAGUGCUUAGCUCAGGAAUGCGGCAAACCUCCUGUUGCGUUUGGUUUUGAGCAGGCCGGCAGAAGCUACAGCCUUCAAGCCUUUGGAGACAUGGCCGACUCAUUCAAGUCUGAUUACUUCAACAUGCCAGUUCAUAUGGUUCCCACUGAACUGGUGGAGAAAGAGUUUUGGCGUUUAGUCAGCACAAUCGAGGAGGAUGUCACCGUGGAGUAUGGAGCAGACAUUGCCUCCAAGGAGUUUGGGAGUGGCUUCCCUGUGAGAAAUGGCCAUUUUCAAGUCACUCCUGAGGAUGAGCAUUACCUGAGCAGUGGCUGGAACCUGAACAAUAUGCCGGUGCUGGAUGCAUCGGUACUGACUCACAUUACAGCAGACAUCUGUGGGAUGAAGUUACCCUGGCUGUAUGUGGGGAUGUGUUUCUCCUCCUUCUGCUGGCACAUUGAAGACCACUGGAGCUACUCCAUAAAUUAUCUUCACUGGGGUGAGCCGAAGACGUGGUAUGGAGCUCCUGGUUAUGCUGCAGAACACCUCGAGUCUGUCAUGAAAAAAUUGGCACCCGAGUUGUUUGAGUCCCAGCCAGAUCUCCUCCACCAGUUGGUCACCAUCAUGAAUCCCAAUACACUGAUGAACAACGGUGUCCCGAUCUAUCGCACCAACCAGUGUGCUGGCGAGUUUGUCAUCACUUUUCCACGAGCUUAUCACAGUGGAUUUAACCAGGGCUUCAACUUUGCUGAAGCUGUGAACUUCUGUACAAUGGACUGGAUGCCCAUUGGCCGCAACUGUGUGAAACACUACCGCCAACUAAACAGGUACUGCGUGUUUUCACAUGAUGAAAUGACCUGCAACAUGGCCGCUAAAGCAGACUAUAUGGAUGUGGACCUGGCAUCAGCAGUGGAGAAGGAUAUGUCCACCAUGGUCCAAGAAGAAGAAGAGCUGAGGGAGAAGAUUAUCAAAUUGGGCGUGGAGCAAUCGAAGCGAGUGGACUUUGAGGUGCUCCCAGAUGAGGAGCGGCAGUGCAGCAAGUGUUGGACCACCUGUUACUUGUCUGGCAUCACCUGCGCCUGUACUCCUGCCAAGAUGGUUUGUCUGUACCACACCCAGGAUCUCUGCUCGUGUCCUCAUACCAACUUGGCACUCUCCUACAAGUUUACACUGGAUGAGUUGCACAAUAUGAUGGCGUCAGUGAAGCAUCGUGCACAAUCGUAUAAAGUCUGGCUUUCUAAUAUUCAGGAGAUUGUGGAGAAGAAGGAAAACAAGAAAAAAGGGUUAGAAGAGCUUCAUGGUUUGAUAGAACAGGCUGAAACAAAGAUGUUCCCACGAAAUAGCUUCCUGAAACAGCUGCAAGAAGUCACAGCAGAGGCUGAUAAAGUUGCUGCGAUGGCACAACAGCUUCUCAAUGGGAAGAGGCAGACGAGGUAUCGAUCUGGAGGAGGAAAGUCUCUAAACCAGAAUGAACUGACAGUGGAGGAGCUGAGGUCCUUUGUCCAGCAGUUGGACAAUCUGCCAUGCACUAUUCGACAAGGUCCUUUACUGAAGGACCUGUUGACACGGGUAGAUGACUUCCAGCAGCGCAGUGAACAUCUUCUGUCAGACGAAUCUCCCAGAGCCACAGAGCUGCAGGAUCUGCUGGAUGCAAGUCUGGGCCUGGACGUGGAGCUGCCUCAGCUGCCUCUGCUGAGAGAGCGCCUGGAGCAGGCCCGCUGGCUGGAGGCUGUUCAGCAAGCCAGCAGCUGGCCUGAGAGCCUCUGUUUAGACACCAUGAGGAGGUUGAUAGACCAGGGCGUCGGUCUGGCUCCUCACAGCUCGGUGGAAAGAGCCAUGGCUCGUCUGCAAGAGCUGCUGACGGUGUCUGAGCAGUGGGAAGAAAAGGCUCUCGGCCUCAUUGAAGCCAGGCCAUAUCACAGCCUAGAAACACUUGAUGCUGCUCUGAAUGAAGUUGAAAACAUCCCUGCUUUUCUGCCAAACUGCCUGCAGCUGAAAGAUGUAGUGGCCAAGGCCAAAAGGUGGCUGCAGGAAGCAGAAACUCUCCAGCUGGGUGGACGUAUUCCUCUGUUGGACAGCCUCUCUGAGCUGGUUCUCAGAGCUGAAGGCAUCCCCGUGAGACUCGACCCCCUGACUCGAUUUGAGGCCCUUGUCACUGACGUUCAGGCCUGGAAGGAGAGUGCAGCAAAGACAUUCCUAGUGAAAAACUCUCCUUUCUCUCUCCUGGAGGUGCUUUGCCCCAGAUGUGAUUUGGGGACAGGAUAUCAGAGGUCAAGAACUAAGAAGGUCAAAGAGGCUUCACAGACCAGUAAAAGGUCAUCAUCAAAACUGGAGUCUCUUUGUGACAUAGAGCGAGCGCUGUCUGAAACCAAGGACACUGCCUCUGCUAUGUCCACACUAGCUGAGGUCCGGCAGAGGGAAAUGGAGAUGUUGUUGUCUCUGAGAACUUCAAAUGAGUCCAGGUUUUUUCCAGUUGAAAGCUGUAGCACAAUUAGCGUUUGUGUUUGCCAAAAGGCCCCGUCAGGGGCCAUGGUCCAGUGUGAGCUCUGUCGAGAGGUUUUCCACGGUGGCUGCGUAGAAGCCACUGAUCACCACGAGUACAGCCAAGCAUGGCUUUGCCCUCUUUGUCAACGAUCUAGUAAACCUCCCCUGGACAAAGUUCUGCCCCUGCUCGCUUCACUGCAGAGGAUCCGGGUACGACUUCCAGAAGGAGAUGCCCUGCGAUUUCUAAUCGAGAGAACAGUACGGUGGCAGCACAGAGUACAGCAGGCCUGCACGGACGGUGUGCUGGAGAAAUUGUCAAAGACGGCAAAAGCUGGACCCAGAAUAUUGUCACAUCUGACUCAGGAAACAAAAGGUUCAUCAUUUCAUGUGGAGCACCCGUCUCUCCCUCUGGACGGACUGGGUCCAGAGCUGGAUGAGCUGAUGGUGGAGGGUUUCCUGCUCCAGGUCACACUGCCUGAGACUGAGCAGCUCUACAGAUACCUGCUGUGCAAACUCGCCCCUCUCUCACCCUCACAUCGGUCACCCGGUGGGAAUCACACAGAACAGGACCAGCAGUCUCCAAAAGGGAGCCCCCAUCACAAGAACGGAGGCUCCAGUCCCAAAAAGGAGUCUGUGAACGGUUCAGGCAAAAGGACCAAACGACGAAAAGACAGCGCAGACUCCCAGCACAGUGAGAAAGCCAAGAAGUGCCGUAAGAAGAAGCCCAAGAAGAGCAGAGAGAAAAGUGAAGACAACAAAAGGACGAGUUCUCCUUCACACACGGUGUCUGACCCUGCUCUGUCAGACUCCGAGGAGGAUUACUCACUGUGUGCUGCACCAUGGUGCAGGGAGCCAGAGGGUGAUGAGGUGAACUGGGUCCAGUGUGAUGGGAGCUGCAACCAGUGGUUUCACCAGGUCUGUGUGGGACUGUCUGCUGAACGAGCAGAGACGGAGGACUACAUUUGCAUAAGCUGCACACAGCCAGACUACAAAAGAGAAUGAAGACCAAAAAGAGUGACUUUGAAGGAUGAGCAGUUUUGUUGCUGCAGCACUUAGGUGCACACCUGAACUCUGUGUGCCCUGUGGCCCUCCCCCUCCGGACAGCCCCCCACUCUUUUUGACCUUCUGGCUUCCCCUGAGUGAACAUGGUGCUAUUUACUUUUACCAGACUUACAACAGACUUGUCUCACUGUUCUAUCUAUUCACGUGGUUGGUUUUCCAGCUAAUCAACUAAUCCUCUCUGAAACUUUCCAUGACUGAAUGCAGAUAAGCAAGAUGACAAAACAUUUUGGAAAAAAAAACAACAACCAGGGAUAUUUUUCAACCAAAAAUAGACAAUUUGACAUCAAAUUUUAUAAGCCUUUUGCUUUUUUUUUUUACAAUGUGAAAGUUAACAUUCUCUUGUAGAUUAAAUAUUAUUUAUCAAAGCAAUAACUGGACUGAAGUUCAGUUUUCAGCAGACUCACAUUUUUGCUUGGAUGGAGCCUAAUUUCUGAAGAAUUCAUUAAAUGAAUCCUCACAAUUACACUUUGAAUGUGUGAACAAAUCUAAUCAGAAAUAGAUGGAUUGACAACUGAAUAUCUCCGCUUGUUUAUCCCAAUGUGCGAAGAAUAGCAACUAAUUAUUUUCCCUUUUUUCCUUUUUGAAAUGUCACUGGCUUUGCUCUUAGAUCAGGUUUCCCCUUUGCUCUGUCUGCACACACUUGAAUCAUGAGCACUGGAUCCGUAGUUUAUGGUGACGGGGUGAGACUUGAUGGUGGGCACAAGGUCGAAUGAACUGUCCGACAUUAAAGGAAUGUACAUUUUGUUUUCGGGUGGAUUUUUCCCUUUAUAUGGUUUAGAAUGAAUAUAUGUUUGACUUAGUUUCUACGCAGACUGUGUGAUUAAUUUACCGAUGGUAAAUUACCUUUUUGUGCUCCUUUGGGUAAAUAAUAUAAUUCAUAUGUUCCAGUUUGCAUUAUAAAAUAAAAGUUUGUUCCCAUUUG